Molecule: messenger RNA, 960 nt
Organism: Salvia splendens (bonfire salvia)
Lineage: Eukaryota; Viridiplantae; Streptophyta; Magnoliopsida; Lamiales; Lamiaceae
Product: chlorophyll a-b binding protein 6, chloroplastic
Exons: 4
Coding region: 55-783 (242 amino acids)
Biological process (GO): photosynthesis, light harvesting
Cellular component (GO): membrane
Source: RefSeq, a predicted model, not a curated record
CUUUCCUUCAACAAAUACAAUCUUCCUCAUUGCCUCCCCUCUUCUCAAUCAACAAUGGCAGCCAACACCUUAAUGAGCUGCGGCGUUGCCGCCGCCGCCAUCUGCCCCUCCGUCCUCUCCUCCUCAAAGUCGAAAUUCGCCGCAUCCGUGUCCUUCGCCACCAAUGCCAACACCUCCAGGUUCACCAUGUCUGCCGACUGGAUGCCCGGUGAGCCCCGCCCCCCCUACCUCGAUGGCUCCGCUCCCGGAGAUUUUGGAUUCGACCCACUUCGGCUAGGGGAAGUCCCGGAAAACCUAGAGAGAUAUAAGGAGUCUGAGCUCAUCCACUGCAGAUGGGCUAUGCUUGCAGUUCCCGGGAUCCUAGUGCCUGAGGCCCUAGGGCUGGGCAACUGGGUGAAGGCACAGGAGUGGGCGGCGGUUCCAGGCGGGCAGGCGACGUAUUUGGGGAACCCAGUGCCGUGGGGGACCCUACCGACGAUCUUGGUGAUCGAGUUCUUGUCCAUAGCCUUUGUGGAGCACCAAAGGAGCAUGGAGAAGGACCCGGAAAAGAAGAAGUACCCGGGUGGGGCUUUCGACCCGCUCGGCUACUCCAAGGACCCAAAGAAGUUUGAGGAGUACAAGGUCAAGGAGAUCAAGAAUGGUCGUCUUGCGCUAUUGGCGUUUGUGGGAUUCUGCGUGCAGCAAUCAGCGUACCCGGGAACAGGGCCGUUGGAGAAUUUGGCGACGCAUUUGGCUGACCCGUGGCACAACAACAUCGGCGACGUUCUCAUUCCUCUCUCUUAAAUCUACUUCAACAAACAAAGGCAGCCAUUUGUAUGAUUCUAUGACUUAAAUGGGAUGAUGUCUCCUUGUUUUUGUGGCAUGUAUGUGUAGUAGUGGUUUGGUGAUGAUUUUGUGUACAAAUUUCAAAGACUAUGUCAUCGUGCAUAACCAAUAGUACUAUCUAUGUAUUGAGCAUAA